Messenger RNA from Arachis ipaensis, 2355 nucleotides. Its product is annotated as myosin heavy chain-like protein. Lineage: Eukaryota; Viridiplantae; Streptophyta; Magnoliopsida; Fabales; Fabaceae. Gene Ontology annotation, cellular component: cytoskeleton. Gene Ontology annotation, molecular function: structural constituent of cytoskeleton; actin binding. The record is from RefSeq and is a predicted model, not a curated record.
ACGAACACGUGAAAAGCUGUCAAAAAGUUCCAUUUAUGAAAAUUUCGAGAUACUACAAAAUGCUGGCGUCUUUUGGACUUUGGAGCCCUCCAAUCAAACAAAAACCGGUUUCAAUUUUCAAUUUCUUUUUCAAAUCUUAAUUAUACAGGCAGUUCUUUCUCACUUCACUGGCUCACCGCUCACACUCUCUCCCUCACACUAAAUUCUUCUCUCUUCUUUUCGAUUUUCUCGAAGUUCAUCAUCUACUUCCAGCUCCAGGUUUCGCCGCGAUUUUGCUUUUAGAGCAUAACCAAAAACUGAGAGAAAAUAGUGGAAGAGAAAGGAAAAGAAUACCCAAGAUUGUCUUGACGAGCUGCUAAGAAAGUUGAAGAUCUGCGGAGAAGAUGGUGAAACAUCGGUUGAGAGAUUCUAUGAAAUCUUUAUUUAAAAGCUACAUCGACCCUGAAAAGGAAGCGCAGCUGAAAGGAGCUAAAGGAGAAAUUCAAGACAAGGUGAAAAGAAUAUUGAAACUUAUUAAAGAUGAACAUCUUGAAGAGGAUGAUGCUCCAUUAGAACUUUCUAAGAAGGAAUCACUUGUUAAAUUGAUAGAGGAUUUCCACAUUCAAUACCAAUCACUCUAUGCAAAGUAUGAUAAUCUAACAGAUGAGUUGAGGAAAAAGAUCAUUGGCAAGAAAGGAAAGGAGAGUUUUUCUUCCAGCUCAGACUCGGAUUCUGAUUAUUCUUCAAUGGACAAAGACAGCAAAAAUGGACAACUGGAAAAUGAAUUUCAAAAGACAAUUAAUGGCAUGAAGCAAGAACUUCAAACAGCACAGAGGGAAGUUGCGGAAUUAAAUCAGAAGUUGACAAUGACAAGUGAAGAGAAACAGGAUCUAAUGAAGAAACUUGAAAGUACUGAGAAUGAGUCGUCUUCUAAAAUAGCAAAUUUAUCAUCUCAAAUAAACAAUCUGCUGGCCGAAAUGGGUAAACUACAUGCUCAGAAAACUGAAACUGAGGAAGAGAUGAACAAAGCUACAGCACAAAUGAUGGUGCUCACUACCCAAGUUGACAACCUGCAAAGAGACUUACUAUUGUUGCAGAAAGAGAAAGAAGAAAUGAUACUCCACUGUGAAAGAGCUGCAAAAAGUUUUUUAAUGUUAGAGGAUGAGAGAAAUGGGUUUGCAACCAAAGCUUUGGAUCUUAACAGAGCAUUGGAAGAACGAGAAGAUGCAUAUGAGAAGUUAAAUGAAGAGUAUAUGCAAGUAGAUAAUUGGUAUAAGGAAUGCAAGGCGAAACUAGAAGCUGCAGAGAAGAAGAUCCAAGUAAUGACAGAAGAAUUUCAUGAAGACAUUGGCUCAAAGGACCAGAUGAUAGCAGAUUUGGAACAAACAACAGAAGACUUGAAAAGAGACCUUGAAGAGAAAGGAGAUGAAAUUAAUACUUUACAUGAGAAUAUUAGCAUCCUUGAGGUUAAGCUUCGUAUGUCAAACCAAAAGCUCCGGGUUGCUGAUCAAUUGCUAAGUGAGAAAGAGGAGGGCUUCAGGAAAGCAGAAGAGAAGUUCCAUAACGAUCAGAGAUCACUUGAAGAGAGGAUUGCCAAAUUGUCAGCAACUAUUGCUAUUCAGGAGGAUGCUUAUCAGGAAAUUGUGUUUGGCAUUAAAGAAAGUGUGAACAGUGUGAUGACUGGAACCGAAAAUAUUGUGUGGAAAUUUGAGGAUGAGUGUAAAAAUUAUGAGAACUAUAUCUCAAACAUGUCACAUGAGCUUCACAUUGCAAGGAACUAUGUCAGGGAGAUGAACAAGGAAAAAGUGCAACUGAAGGAGAAAAUAAACCAUUUGGAGGAGCAACUACAGGAUAAAAAGAAGCAGGAGUUGGAUUUGAGGCAGAUGGUGAAGAAGUUAGAUGAAAAGGCAAGAGAGGAGGAACUAGCGAAGAAGAAUCUAAGGACAAAUGUAGUUCAACUUGAGAACACUAUUGGAGAGCUACAAAAAUUGGUGAAAGAGAAAGACCAAGGUAUGUUGCAGUUGGCUGAGGAGAAGAGGGAGGCCAUUAGGCAGCUGUGUCUGGGAAUCGAUUAUCAUCGCAGUCGUUAUAAGACUCUCAUGGACGUUGUAUCAAGGACUCGCAGAGGCUAGAGAGCAAUAUAAUAAAUCCAGGUAAUUCUUUUACAAACCAAUGCCAGAUUUAUGUUAUAUACCAAUAUUUGAACUUUAAUCAGUUCGUUAUUCCCCCAAAUAUUUGUGAUCCGUUUGUAGAAUGAGUCACCGUGUAGAAAGUUGGUGUUCUCGUUUUCUCCCUCUUUCAUUGCCUCCGCAGUCCGUACUAUUCAAAAGCAUGGUGGCCAAUUUUCUAUAUAUAAAUCGAAAUCCCGUUAAACCA